GCCAUCACGUAUAAUUAUCGCUUUUUCAUAAUCGUUCGUGUAUUUUUCUAACCUGACCACGCAUCUCGGGCACCAUGUAUAUUGACGUGUUUUCAAUGGAAACGGCCAAUAUCGUGGAAAAAAAAAAGAAGAUCGGCGGUCACGAUCGAACGAUCGCCAUGUAACGACGAGCGAGCGAGAGAGAGAGAGACGAGAGUAGAAUGCGCAUUGAAAGUGUCAAAUAUCGAUAUCCGUGCGAAUGCGCACUGACCGAGUAUCUCUCUCGUUGCAAUGUGCGCGCGCACUAAAAUACCCCCUCGUCGUGCCUUAGCACCAGUCCACACCCCCGACGAAAACGAUGGAAUUAUCGAUCGCGUUGCUAUUCGAGCCGACAACUUUUCGCUAGGCUGACGGCAAAACCGUGGGGGACGCCACCGUUCCUCUUUUCUACCGGAGGAAAGGAAAACGUUCGCGUCUCGUUUCGAUGUUGCGAAAAUGAGUCCGGGACCGUCGAAACGUUGUGCUCCGCUACGUGUCGUUGAACUGUGCCUGUGAUCUGUGCGAUAAAAAAUAUUUCGCGAAUUAAUCCCCGCCGAUUCUCUGCCACACGACAGGCUCGACUCAUGAUGCAAUAUCCAAACAUCGAUAUACAAGAGGGGAGAAGGAUUCGUAGCGUGCGAAGAAGACUUUUUCAAGACGACGAUGACGAUAAUGAAACGGAAUCGGGGCGAAAUUCCCGUAUCGAGGACAAUGUUGCCAAUUGUUUUUUCGAAGAGGCUCGAAAAUACCGAGAGAACGCUAAGGAGAGAUGGAACUUCGACUUCGAGAAGGAGGAACCUCUACCCGGUCGUUACGUAUGGGUGAAGCUUGAUCAACACGGAAAUGAAAUUCGUAAUCCGCUGGAGGCGAACAGCCGAGUAGAAAAUAUACAAACGAUGCAGGAAGAAGACGCACAAGACGAUGACGUUACGAUGCAAGAUCAUGCGGAGGAUAAGGAUGACGAUAAAAUGACUGAUAGUACGUGAACGGAGAGAGAGAGAGAGAGAGAGAGAGAGAGAAAACAAUAACAAAAUAAAA
Messenger RNA from Apis mellifera (honey bee), 1056 nucleotides. RefSeq lists its product as uncharacterized. Gene Ontology annotation, biological process: regulation of cell cycle. Lineage: Eukaryota; Metazoa; Arthropoda; Insecta; Hymenoptera; Apidae. The record is from RefSeq and is a predicted model, not a curated record. Gene Ontology annotation, cellular component: nucleus. Bases 603 to 1004 code for a protein of 133 amino acids. Gene Ontology annotation, molecular function: cyclin-dependent protein serine/threonine kinase inhibitor activity. The transcript is spliced from 3 exons.